AUGGAGAACCACACGGUCGUGGCUGAAUUUAUUUUGCUGGGCUUCCCCAGCAUCCAAAAGGUGCGAGUUCUAGUCUUUGUGGGUGUCUUGGUGAUCUACAUCUUAACUGUCACUGGAAACAUUGUAAUUGUUGCCACUGUGGCCUAUGAUUCUACUCUCCACAAGCCGAUGUACUUCUUCCUUGGCAACCUCUCUUUCUUGGGAAUCAUCUAUGUCUCCUCUACGAUCCCUAAACUUUUGGCUAAUUUACUAGCAGUCAAGAAAUCUAUCAGCCUCGCCGGUUGCAAAGCUCAAGCUUUCUCUCACUUUUUCUUGGGAGCCACUGAAUUCUUCCUCCUCACUGCCAUGGCAUAUGAUCGAUAUAUGGCUAUAUGCCACCCUCUUCAUUACCACACCAUCAUGAGCAGUAGGGUUUGUAUUCAGCUGGCGUGCGGCUCAUGGUUCGGUGGUUUGAUGACUGUCUUGGUGCAGACAGUUCUGGUGUUCCGGCUGCCUUUCUGCGGACCCAAUAUCAUCAAUCACUUCUACUGUGAUGUUGGACCACUCUUAAAGCUGGCAUGCACCAACACCCGCCCCAUUGAAUGGAUCGUCUUCAUCAUUGCUACUGUUGUGGUGUUCAGCAAUUCUCUUUUGACAGUGGUUUCCUAUAUAUUCAUUAUCUCGGCUGUGAUGAGAAUCCCAUCGGCAUCUGGGAGACAGAAAGCUUUCUCAACUUGUAUUGCUCACUUAGUAGUGGUCGUCACGUUGUAUGGGGCAAUCACCUUUAUAUAUGUCAGGCCAACAGGUCAUUCCUCACUAGACAUGAACAAAGUGGUAUCCCUGCUGAAUACAUUGGUGACCCCAUUGUUGAACCCUUUUAUAUACACUCUCAGAAACAAGGAAGUGAAAGAUGCCCUGAAAAAGGGAUUUACUAAGAAUAAAAUCUUUGAGGAUAACAAAUGGUAA
Molecule: messenger RNA, 945 nt
Organism: Eublepharis macularius
Lineage: Eukaryota; Metazoa; Chordata; Lepidosauria; Squamata; Eublepharidae
Product: olfactory receptor 6X1-like
Exons: 1
Coding region: 1-945 (314 amino acids)
Biological process (GO): G protein-coupled receptor signaling pathway
Cellular component (GO): membrane
Molecular function (GO): olfactory receptor activity; G protein-coupled receptor activity
Source: RefSeq, a predicted model, not a curated record